Saccoglossus kowalevskii is the source of this 3462-nucleotide messenger RNA. Its product is annotated as centrosomal protein of 95 kDa-like. The record is from RefSeq and is a predicted model, not a curated record. Gene Ontology annotation, cellular component: spindle pole; centrosome. NCBI's taxonomy places the organism in Eukaryota, Metazoa, Hemichordata, Enteropneusta, Harrimaniidae.
CUCCGCAACAUUUUGUUAAAGUUCACAUUUCAGAUAGAGUGAUAACCAAUUUAUCGUCCAGAAUUUUUCGAUCUCGUCAAUUUACUUCUGCAAGCGACGACGCGACUCGACUGUGACUUGAAGUUGAUGCAUGUUAGAACUAGUUUUAAUGGAAGUUAAAACACUGCACGUUUGAAAACCUGUAGUACCAUUUUAUUCAAGCUACGAUAAAUUGAAAGCUAAAGCUGUGUUGACGUCAGUAAUAUCUCACAAUCAGUUAAAUACUGUGUUUCAACCAACUCUAGAUCCUGUAUGGUAUUGCAGAAAUAUGGACCCAAAUCUUUCUCGUGGCCUAAAUGAACAGGAGGAGAGAGGUUUUGUAGACUUAGCUAAUGAACUCCUUGCAAAGUUUCAUUUAACUGUUAUAACAUCAUUAUCUGAGUUUAUUCCUGCCAAUUUUAUUGUGCUGUAUGAGGGGAUUCUUGGAGACUCUCUGCCAGGACUAAUACAGAAUCCCAUCACAAGAGAAGAUGAAAUUCACAAUACCCAAAAGGUGAUUGACUCAUUAUCGAUAGAUGUGUUGAGAACUGAUUUGUCUCAUAUCACAGCAGACAGCAUUGUUGAUGGGGAUUUUUUAGCAUUGUCUAACCUGAUAGAGAUAUUCGCUGGUUUGUUAGAGUACGUAAUGGAAGCUAUCAGCUCAGAGGGUUCUACUAGUGGUGAUGUUGAUGGUAUGUCAGAUGAUCUGGAUGGAUUGACAUCCGGUGCUAUCUCCACUAUAUCAGACGUGUUAAAAGAAGAAUUAGGACCAACAUAUAAUUAUGAUUAUGCAAGGAACACCAAUGAGACUACAAAAGACAGACCAGCUGAUGGCAUUCAAAAACCAGCUGACUCCACAGCUGAUCUUAUUAGAUUAGGAGAUACUCUUGAAAGUCACCCUUCACCAGCCAAAUCACGAGUUACAACAGAAUGGUCUAGUAAUAAUGGGGGUAUUUUAAAGUCAACGCUACCAGAAGAACCCAAACCGACAGCUACAGUUGCCGAAACAACCCAGGAUCUGAUACGCGACAGUGAGGAGUGGGUGAGAAAAUUACAAGACCAUCGGGAAAAAUGGGGUUCAUACAGUCCUAGUAAAUCAUCUACAGUGACCGAAUAUAGCACCACAUCAUCACCAUUAAUGCACAGGAAAGGCAGGACACCUUAUAGUCCAGCAAGGUCGUGUACGACUGUGACGUCUGAUAGUGUGUCAUCCUCUCCUUUAACUGACCGAAAUACAAGAUAUAAUUUUGCCAGUACAUCCAGACAAUCUCCAAUCACUAAAACCAUAUUGCCUUCAGUUGUUGCAUCACCUGCAAAGAGUGUGACAUUCAGCGAUGCACCACCUGCAACAGUUGAUAUAUCUGAAAGUGUUGCUUCAAGUAGAACACCAGGAGCUCGGAGAAGGAUUGAUACUAAUUUUGAUCAAGCUCGAACAAGAAAAACAGCCUGGUCUGAACAGGCUGAUGAUGAACCCAUGCCUGCCGAGCCAUUGUUCCCGACAAGUACCACCUCACCAGAGAAACAGUGGCCAGAGGGUACAGGUGCUAGACCCAAACAGUUGAAUGAGACGACAACACCAAGAAGCAGUGAUGAUAGAUUGUCACGGCAACAAAAAGAUAAGCCUGAAGGGAGGCCAGUAGUAUCAGCUGAAAAAGAUUUGUCAAUAUACAGUCGGAGAGUUGAAGAUGCCACAAAUCUUAGACAGAGGAAAGAAACACAGAGGAAACGAGAAAGACAAAGAUCAAAGCCACGAGACAUUGAACUUGACGUUUCACAUCACAGUGAUAGCGAAAUUGAUUAUGGACAAGUUUGGAAUAUGUUGAAGCAACACAGAGAGAUGAGGCCUGAUCCUGAUCCAGUUAUUGUAGAGAAUGAAGACUAUAUGGAUGUGAGACCCAAAUAUGGUAGAUCACCACCAAGGCGUCUACAACAAACUAACUUUGAAUCAGCACUAGAUGCCGAUGCUAAAGGUCCCAUGGCUAAUAUCAGAAAACAGUUGAGAAAAGAAGACAAGAGAAAACAGUUGAGAACUGAGGCAAUGAAACAUCUCUAUGAAAGCCAUCUACAAGACGUCAAAUAUGCACAGAAAAAGACACUGUCAGAAAAGAAAAAGAAAUCCACUAACAUGGAUAAUAUUUACAAGUCUGUGCAUAGAGGAGGACCUAAGGCAUCCAAGUACAGACCUGAAUCCAAAUAUAAAGCAAGUGUAGUCAAGUCCAAGGUUCGUUCCAAGCCAGUAAGUGCUCCUACAACUCCAGUCAGUAAGAGACGUAGGAAGACAUUAAAAGUGGGAAGUCCUGGUCAAGGAAUUAAACCCAAAGGUCGACUGACAGUACAAGAAGAUGAUUUGUUACCAACCAUGCUGCAAGAGUUCCCAUUUCUUCAUGUAUCGCCGCAAACGGCUCAUGACAUGUGGAGGAAACAAAUGAGACAGAUUGAACAACUUGCAAAAGCUGAGGAACAUCACAAGAAAAAGACAAAAACACAGCUACAGUUGGAAGAAGCUGGGAAGAGACAAGAAAUUUUGAUGAACAUUAUGAGGAAGGAGCUCGCACACAAUCAACGAAUGAGGGAUAUCAGAGACAGAGCAACACAGCAGCAGUUAGUUAAAACUCGAGUUAGAGAGAACAGACAAGCCACUGCUAGAGCUAGAAGAUACUAUGAAGAUUUCCAACUCAGAAUGAGGUCAAAGAUGUUAAAGAGACGAACCAAAGAAGAACAGAUCUUUAAAAAAGUAUUUGAAGAUGGUCUGGACAUCCAGAAGAAUCGUAUCAAAGAACUUCGUAAAUAUGCCAGGGAAAAGAGAGAAGCACUUGCCAGAAGACAGCAAGAUGAAAUAGAUUCUUUAGAAAACUAUUACCAUGAUCAGUUUGGUAUGUUGUCAGAAACCAUUUCUAAAGAGCGAUAUGAACUUCAAGUUCGAGACAAGGCACAGUCAAAUGUGAUGGAGCAGAUGAAGAAAGAGUUGCGUCAUAAGAUGGAGAAAGAAAUAACAGAUCUUCAAGAGAACAUGAAUCGAGAUGAGGAUGCUGCUUAUUUCAGACAACUAGAAGCAGACAGGAUGAGACAAGAUCUACAAUUUGCAACAUAUAAAACAGCAUACUAGGGUGUUCUGUAUACUGCCCUCACCUCCCAGAAACUGAGAUCAGUGGUUUUGUGUGCACAAAAUAGAUCUUUCAUAACAUGACGGAGUCAAAAUUGUGUGGACAUUGUGUUAAUAUAUAUUUGAAUUGAAUGAAUUAAAUAAAAUGCAUGCUUUUCACUGAAAUUGUUGACACAGGUUUGUCCUGGAUCAGUUGCCGUGACUAGUCACCAUCUUGUUUUGCAAAAGUACAACUUCAUGUUUUAUGAAAAAACAUCCACCCUAAUGAAUGAAAGGAUAAGGUAACCCAAAAUCUUGGUCUGUUUCCAAAGUAAAGACUAAUUUUAUGGAUGCAAUUUUUA